GCCCCGCAACGUGCACCACCGUGUGCUUCGGGUUUAAGGUGAUCGGACAUUAUAGAUCCGAUUGCUGGCGCUUUUGGAUCGAUCCCGCAACACGGAGGCGGAUGGAAGAUGAUAGUUACGCCUGUCCUCCGGAAUUCAACCAUCACGGCCAAUCAGCAUCACCGUCGAGGGAGCCAUGUCUACCAUUUGCUAACAAAACAGCAGCACAAAGUCAACUCGAGGAGCUUGGCCGGACGGUGGCAGCCAUGCAGGAAUUCAUAGAGAUGGAACAGGUGCGACGCCAGGAGAGGGAGCAGCGCCAAUGUGAAGAGGCACGGUGUGUGCAGGAAGAAGCACGGAAAGCCGAGGAGGAACACGCCGCGAGGAAGGCCGAGAAGCAGUGGAAGCACAAGGAGGAGCAGAUGGGAAUGGCAAAAGCGGUGGAGGUGCAGGUGGCUGUUAGGUCACCUAUCCUUACGACUAGGGGAUAUUCGGGAGGAGAUGCGUACCGAAGGUUUAAGAAUCUUAUGCCUGCGAAGAGUGUUGUCACAAGAGAAGCUCAACGACUUGUGGUUGAUGCAGCUGAGCUUGUUCCUGGAGACCUUGUUCUAUUAUGUGAUGGAGAUCGUGUGCCUGCUGACAUCCGACUGGUCACAGCUGUUGAUCUCAAAGAGAACACAGAAAGGGAAUGGGUGGAAGCAGUGAAGAGGUACCAGGGGGAGGAAAGUGGAAGAGAGGAGAACCAAGUGCAAAAAAACUACGUGCGGAGGAGGCGGAAGGGACAGGGAUCUUCCGUACAGGGGAAGGAGAAGGAGGCAAAAGGGACUGAUGAAUCUAUGGGGGAAGGAGGAGCAGAGCCAGAAACAGGGGAAAACGAAGAGCUGCCAAGCCCGGUGGUUGGGGACAAGAGGAAGCACACCGAAGGGCAAACAGACAGGGAAUCGGUAGAGGAAGAACAGGAGCAGGACAGAGAGGAGGGCUACCCUUGGGAAGGACUGCAGGAGAGAGAACUGCGGGAUUACAUUAACUUUUUUGAAAAAGAAAGGGAUGACAACUACGAGCUGCAGCUAAUUCUGCAUAGAGAAGAGAAGAGGAACAAAACAAAGGCAGAAAUAGCCAACCCAACUAUGCACAUCCCGCUGACCGAAAACCCAUUUGCGCCGUUGGAAAAGGAAGAGGACUUGGCAACUUAUUUUGCAGAAAAAUACUGCGCUUCCAAAGAAGACCAGGAAAUGGAGGUGGGAGAGGGAGAUGAGGAGGGAGAGGAAAAGAAGAACAAAAAGCUCAAGGGGAGGAGGCUGCAGAAGUAUAAGCCAACCCCUAUCCUCGAAGAACAGGGAAAGGGGAAGGAUCAGGAGGGGGCAGACAAGUUUCUGUCAUCUAUCGCUCACCUUGGCAUUCAGUUACGGGCCCUAGAAGCGCAGAAUGCACACCUGGUCGACCUAAACAGGGAAAUGUCCUUGCGCACAGUGACGGUCCGGGAUAUCCAGUGCAGUGAUCAGGACAAGCUUUGGGAAAGGGCCAGGAUGGAAGCAAGUACCCUUCUGCAUUCUCGUGCAGUAAUUCCCAUCCGGAGAGACCCUCUAGCCAAACAGUGGAAGGUGGCAGUUCACGAAGAUCUGUCUAUCCCUAGAUGGCAGCGGGGGCAGAAAAGGGAGGAUCUGCUGAAAAAGAUCAGCAAGGGGGGAGAAGCUGUGUUCAUGGGCCUAGCAGGAGAGCAGCCAAAGGAAGGGGGGGGAGUCCUAGGGGAGGCACAGGUAAGGGAGGAGGGGAAGGAACAAACACAGUUCGACGCACGGCCACUACUGAUCUGUCUGGACCACAAAGCGGAACUGCAAAAUGGAUUAAGGUGGAAGCCUUGGUGGUGGCUGACAGAGGUAACCGUUACGGCUCUGGGAAGUGACGCUAUGAUGACUCAAAAUGCGGUAGCCUUAGCAACACUUCUGGACUCGCAGGUGAUGGCACAGGAGGCGGAGGAGCUUCCAACGUUGCUGUCACCAUUCGAGGGAGAGCCGAAAAUCAGCUCCAGCUCCUAGAGAGUAAAUCGCAGGCAGUACCAGAAAAACUAAGAAACGAUAAAUCAUGGUAACUUCC
Molecule: messenger RNA, 2073 nt
Organism: Chara braunii
Lineage: Eukaryota; Viridiplantae; Streptophyta; Charophyceae; Charales; Characeae
Source: the annotation of a GenBank genome assembly